Elgaria multicarinata webbii is the source of this 3175-nucleotide messenger RNA. It is a transcript of the gene AIG1, whose product is annotated as androgen induced 1. Bases 32 to 748 code for a protein of 238 amino acids. The record is from RefSeq and is a predicted model, not a curated record. The transcript has 6 exons. Gene Ontology annotation, cellular component: endomembrane system; membrane. NCBI's taxonomy places the organism in Eukaryota, Metazoa, Chordata, Lepidosauria, Squamata, Anguidae.
UCCCCCCGCUUUAGUUGCAAAGGGGGGCAACAUGGCGCUCGUGCCCUGCCAGGUGCUGCGGGUCGCCAUCCUCCUCUCCUACUUCUCUAUCCUGUGCAAUUACAAGGCCAUUGAUAUGCCCGCGCAUCAGACCUACGGAGGCAGCUGGAAAUUUCUGACGUUCAUUAACCUGGUUAUUCAAGCAGUCUUUUUUGGGAUCUGCGUAUUGACUGACCUUUCCAGCCUUCUGACUAAAGGAAAUGACAGCCAAGAACAAGAAAGACAGUUACGAAAACUCAUUUCCCUCCGUGACUGGAUGAUGGCUGUCUUCGCUUUCCCUAUUGGAGUUUUUGUUGUAACAAUGUUUUGGAGCAUCUAUAUCUAUGACAGAGAACUAAUUUACCCAAAGCUCCUUGAUAAUUUUAUACCACCGUGGCUGAAUCAUGGAAUGCAUACAACGGUUUUGCCUUUUAUAUUAAUUGAGAUGAGAACGACACAUCAUGAUUAUCCCAGCAGGACCUGUGGAUUGAUUGCUGUAUGCACCUUUUCUGUCAGCUACAUAUUAUGGGUCUGUUGGAUUUAUCACGUCACAGGGGUUUGGGUAUACCCUCUCUUGGAUUACUUUGGCUCAGGUGCUAAAAUUGUCUUCUUUGCAACUGUAACUGCAAUAAUCAACACCUUCUACUUGCUGGGUGAGAUACUAAACAACUGCAUCUGGGAUACACAAAAAUGUAUGGAAGAAGGAAAAGAAAGGCCUAAACUGGACUGAACAUAAGAUGAAAAAAAGGGAAAAGAAGACUUGCUGCUACACAGAAGGCAUCUUGAUAUCAAGGAAUAUUGCAAGAGGAAGCCAUUUACAUGAACAGUUCAUCUAGGACACUUUUAUUUAUUUUCUCUAAAGGGAUAUUGAUUUUAUGACCUGCUCCUUCCUCAUAUCUUUAUUUGAUGGAUAUAGCCAGGUCUUCAACACCUGCCACUAUUGGUAUAUCAGUAUUGUCUGUUUGGUGGCAGUAAGAAAAAUUAAGGGGGUAUAUUCUACCUCUGAUUUGAAAAUACGAUAAAGCAAGCUGAAAUUGAAUCAGUGGGGAAGCCUUUUGCUUUUCUGACUGUAUCAUGAAGCUGCAUGUAUGAAAUGGUGGAUCAACCUCCAUUAGCAAAUGAAAGAGCUCUCUACAUUUUGGACUACCAAGUGGUUGGCAGUGUGUGUGAGGGGCAAUGAAGGUCAUCUGAGGGUGGGGGGUUAGAGAUGGGCACACCUGGGAGAUAAAGAACAAAAAUUCAAGCUCAGUUUCUUUCUCUCCUCCCCCCCCCCCUCUGCUUUUUAACCCUUAUUUUUAAUCAUUCACUGAAAAAUCAUAUAAACUUGUUCGAACAGGCAGAUGUAACGUAACAAACUGCUUUAAAACAGUGGUACAAAUAAUUCUGUCAAUCUGAGGAAGCUGUGAUUACAAAUAAAAGGUAUGCAUAUUGUUAAAGUACGCAUUAAUAAAGACAAGAUAUUCCCCUCUCCCUCAUCCCCUUCCAAUGUUUCUGCUACUCAGGUUUCUCUAGGGAUGGAGAGAAACUUAAUGAGCCCCCAACCUGGUUUUCUUCACAUCAAGAGAAGAUGCCAGACACAUACUUUUCCCAUCAUAGCCUUUCCCAAACCAGUAGUGAUAGUUAGGUGGACUACUGCUGUUUAAUAAUUUAUUUGGCACUGAGCUUACCAUCUCCCUUAAAUGGAGAAGACAGGGAUGGAAGUGAUGGAUUAGGAGAGCAGCAGGUGACAGGAGCAGUUGACAGAACCAUCCCAACUGCACAAUGAACUUUGGAUCACAAGGGUAGCAGUGUGUAUGUACCUGCAUGCAUGUGCAGGAGUGCCAGUGAAGUGCUAUUCCAUCUGAGAAGUAUGCCCCCGGAUCCCUUGUGAUGUCACAGAUGGCCAACAGCUUAUAGUCUCAGGGACCACUCUAGUCUCCAGGCAGUGAUCUAGGGUGGAAAGUAUUCUACACUGAAAACAUUUUGGGCAAGACCAUCAUCGGGGGCCAGAAAAUAGCUUCUCGGGCUUCAUCCAGUAUGUGGGCCCCCAAGUUGGCCACCCCCAUUCCAGACAGAAGGCUUGAGGCCUCAUGUGUUACACAAUUAACCCCUUCUUGAGUGGUCAGGCUCUGUAAUAAAGGUGAUGCAAAUUAGCAUUAAGGACAUAUGUUGGGCAUGCAUAUGUAGACAUGGUCAGGGUAUGCAUGCAUACAUACAUCUGCAACAUUAAACCUAGAAUAAAUCGCAUAUAAAUUUUGAAAACAAAUACAUUUUCCUUCCAAUUAAACUGUUUGGGGAAUUCUCAUACCACCUUCAUGACAAUUUAGUAGGCCCUCAGUUGAGGAAUCAUCUGUUCCAUAGGUCUGUUCCAUGGGUCUCAUCUGCCCCUAGAACCUCCCCAAUGGCCAACCAUUUUCACAGAACAUACUAGAGAAUAACUCCUGGAACACAGUGAUGCUUGAUCUGAGAGUCUUGCUCCCAGCAUCCUCUGCAGAAGAUCCUGGGAUUCUUCUGACUGUACAGCCCUAAGAGGAGUUGAAGGUGGUCCAGAAAAGCCUCUGCUAAAGUAGAACUUGAAAGAAGUGAGGAUAGCUGGAAAGGGAGCCUGUUCCAAAUAUAUAGAGGAGAAUGCUGGAGACAAGACUGGGGAUGGAAAUCCUAUCCCUGUCUACUUAAGAAAUAAGUCCCAUGAAGCUGAAAUGGGGCUUACUCCUGGGUGGGUGGGGACAGGGAUGGAGUCCUCUGAGCUGCAAGAAGUAAAAUCAACACCACCCUUGCAUGGAACAGGCUCGUUUUUGAAAUAUUUGUACCAAAGGGACAGAGAGGCCUCCAUUUAGUCACAUAUCAGGCAAUAUUUAUAGACCGAGCUCAAAGUUUAAUGCAAGGUUUUUAAACACUUCAGUGGGGCUAUGUAAAUUAAGGUUUCAUUGUCAACUAUGUGAAGUUCAGGUUGGUAAAAAAUACGUGCCCACAGUUUUGUUAAUAGGAUCUGAGUGCUUUCAUGUGGCAAGGCUUGCAUAAGUCAUUCUCCACUGUUGGGACGUGCAUGUCAGCAGUCUAAGCCUGCAUUUCUCAUUGACCUUUCUGUUCAUUAAACACUGGAUGCUGGCCAUUGUCUGUACUUUGUGCUCCUCACGGCACAAAUGGCAAAUAAAUAAAUAAAAAUGAGGAAACCCAA